Molecule: messenger RNA, 1377 nt
Organism: Plasmopara halstedii
Lineage: Eukaryota; Oomycota; Peronosporomycetes; Peronosporales; Peronosporaceae
Exons: 3
Coding region: 1-1377 (458 amino acids)
Source: RefSeq, a predicted model, not a curated record
AUGCUACUGCAAGACGAAGAGAUGGAGGCCUUGGAGGCAGCGCUGUCGUUUGUUGACGACUUCACACACGACGUACACGUAGAAGAAGAUAUACUCCAAGGAUGUGUGGAUUCUGAACGCUCCCCCUUGCAGUCUACUUCCCUAACUGUGCAGACGAACGGAGAUGAUGUAGCGAAUGAAUAUGUUGCGGACAAGGAACUUGGGAUUUUGCUGGUGGAAGUUGAGCUUCCGAGCUCGCAAAAUUCGAUUUCGGGGUUUAAAUAUGAGUCAAUGACAGUCGAAUCUGAUGUGCAUGUGGCAAAUUCCUCAUACAGCGCUGCCCAAACCGCAGCCAGUACUCGCUCUGAUAAUCCCACUCUGCAACGUGUACGCGGCGAUGCCACAGAGAAACCUGUAGUUGGGAAGACGAAAAAACGAGUACGAUUGAAUCCUAAUCGAGCGCGGGAUAAUCGUAAGAACGAGCUGGCCUACCUGCGCAACAAAGUCAAGCAAAUGGAACAGCAAUUACAAUCUCUUCGCCUACAACGUUUCGAAAACAAGCACACAAUUCAAACAGUGCAUCCCACACAAUUGUUCAUGAAUCAAUCAGGAAUGCCACCCGUCUGGCGGGACAUGGCAUCGACCCAGCAAAAACGACGAGAAAUGGCGGAGCGCGAGAAUGCGCGUCUCAAACUGGUUCUUGAAAAUCAGAUCAAAUUGGCGAGAAGUAUGGAGAUAGUUAUGCAACGACGAACACGGCAGCAGCUAGCUGGCUUUAACGGUAUUGUGAGCAAUGCGGUCGGCGACAUGCAGAGUUCCACGUGGGAUCUUCUUCUUGAUAAAGAGACAUACGAUGCGUUGCUUGCCCGCGCAGAGACAGCUUACCGUGAGGUAGAUGAAGUCCUCGCUGCCAAUGGCCUUGAUUUUCUCGAAACUGCUUGUACAAAUGCUCAGAUGCGUGAAAGUCCCGAGGGCAUGUAUGUGGAUAUUUUCACCAGCAAAAUGUUACCAUUUGAUCUAAAUACAGCGGCCGAAGCUGUUUGGACCCACUUCCGAGGCAGCGAAAAGCACCGGGGAAAUAUCUACGAAAAUUUUUCAAAGGAUGUCGAGUCAUCUUCAGACACCGUUGCAGAAAUGUUCGCCAUUGAAUUCAUGGCGAAUGACUUGGCUGCUGACUUCCGCGUUAAACAGGUUGUGCGGCGCUAUAUUGAGAAAGAUCGGCAAGUUGUAGUAUGGGUUUCCACUGCAUCAGCUCUCGAAAAUUCAAAGUCGCCUUUUUCAAGCUAUGGUUUCCGCGAGAAGGGCUACGUCAUCAGUAAACGCGUACGGGGCUGUGGGAGUUUCUCAAUGUUCCAAACGUGCUGUUUAGUUUCGCCUCAAAUGCCAGCAGCUCAUUGA